UCACGCCCGCCGCCGUCGCACCAGCCGCCUCCCAGCCGGCGGGGACCCGGGUUCCACAGGCCUUUCCCUCCCGAAGGCCUCCGCAGCCUUCCCCUGACUGACUGCCCGAGCAACAGCUAACUCCAAAUGGCUGGGUCAGGUAGAGGAAGAGGACGUGCUGCAUUUACCUUCAACAUUGAGGCUAUUGGCUUUGCUAAAGGUGCAGCUCUACCUGAUGUCAUGUGUAAGCCUCCGCCGCCAUUUCCCAGUACAGACAAUAAGCCAGUGCCUCUGAAAACAGGAGAAGAUGAAGAUUACAUGUUGGCCUUAAAACAAGAUCUUAGAGGAACUAUGAAAAAAAUGCCAUAUUUUUUGGCAGUAGAAGAAGAUCGUGAAGCAAUUGAGAGGUACAGUAAAAAGUACCAGGACAGUGAAAAGGAGCAUGCAGCCUGGACCCCAGAUUGGAGAAGACUCCCAAGAGAGAUGAAGCCAAAGAAAAAGACCAAAAAAGCAGGUGCAAAACCAAAAAAGGCAAAAAGCUCUGAGCCUAAAAGUAAUCUGGAUGUGUUGAAAAAAAUUGAGGAGAUUGCCUUGUGACAGGAGUUGGAAAAGAAGGAUGAUGAAGAAGAAAAAUCUGAAGAUGAGAAAGACAAAACAAAAGACAAAGAAGGUGAAGAUGAUGAAGAAGCAGAAGAACCAGAGGAAUAUGAUGAAGAGGAGCAUGAAGAGGAAAAUGACUACAUUUCUUCAUAUUUUGAAGAUGGAGAUGACUUUGGUGCUGGCAGUGAUGACAAUAUGGAUGAAGCAACGUAUUAGCUAUUGUUGCUAGGUGGUACACUGCUCACGCCUUACCCUACUUGAAGUAGAAUUCUGGAGGUAGGCCGAGUAUCAGCAGAACGGAUGCGUUAGCUCUGUUGGUUUUAAGUACACUCUCCAAACACAUGUUGGACAAUUCUUUUUAAUUGUACUAUGCUGUAAAACAGGAUAUGGGAUCCUUUGUUUUGUUCUUUUGCCAAAUGUUUUGCAGACAUGCACCUUUUUAAGGUUCUCUGGAAUGCCUGCUGAUGGACUAAGCUAUAUGCCAUUGUAUUGCCUCUGCACAGAAAAAGAAUGUAUACGUUUUAAUCAAAAUUGUGCCUAAGCAUUUGCACUAGUCAGUUCUAUGCUUUAGCAGUCAAAUCUUGGCAGUAAUAGUGAAAUUCUUCAUGACUGCAGCAAAAAAGAGCUAUGGCCUUUAUGGACAUAAGCUGCUCGUAUUUGGCAGCUGAUUUCUCUGAAGGAAUUUAUGUAACGUCUGAAUUCAGGUGACUGAAAAUAAUUGACCACUAAGCACUUUAAUAUAAACUGACUUGAAAGGACCUUAGUAACAUGGACAAACAACGACAGUAUUUUGAAGAGCUAUUAUUCUAGUUAAAAGAGCUCAUUAUUUUCAGUGUUUUGAUAAAAAGGAACUGUAAUACUUAGCAAUGUGUUACAUUACCU
Pygoscelis adeliae (Adelie penguin) is the source of this 1461-nucleotide messenger RNA. RefSeq names its product polymerase (RNA) III (DNA directed) polypeptide G (32kD) (gene POLR3G). Gene Ontology annotation, cellular component: RNA polymerase III complex. The transcript is spliced from 8 exons. The record is from RefSeq and is a predicted model, not a curated record. Lineage: Eukaryota; Metazoa; Chordata; Aves; Sphenisciformes; Spheniscidae. Gene Ontology annotation, biological process: transcription by RNA polymerase III; cell population proliferation.